AUGAAAAAGAGUAAUAGCAAGAUCUCAACAUGGGAUACCUUAUCUCAUCUCCUUCAUAACCACAAGGUCCAAAACCACAAGCAUUCCCAUAACCAAGUGUUCAUCAAUUUCCGCGGAAAGGAGCUACGCUGCAGCUUUGUGAGCCACCUCGUUGACGCCUUUAAAAGACAUGGAAUUAACUUCUUCAUAGACAAAGACGAGCAGAAAGGGAAACACCGCAAGCAUCUCUUUGCGAGGAUCAAACAGUCGAGGAUGGCUCUGACUAUAUUCUCAAAAAGGUACGCCGAGUCACGCUGGUGCCUCAACGAACUCGCCAAGAUAAAGAAAAGAGCUGAUAAACGCAAACUACAAGUGGUUCCCAUCUUCUUCAAGGUGAAGGCAGAGUCUGUUAGAUACCAAAAGGCUGAAUUCGGUCGUAACUUCUGGAGGUUAGCUAAGACUUCAAGUGGUGAACAGAUCAAGACAUGGAAGGAAGCUUUGGAGUCUGUCUCUGACAAGAUGGGCUUGUCAUUAGGCGAAAACAGCUCUGAGGCGGAUUUUAUAGAGGAGAUUGUUAAAGAGGUUAAAAGAGUUGUCGCCGUCUAG
Camelina sativa (false flax) is the source of this 585-nucleotide messenger RNA. The record is from RefSeq and is a predicted model, not a curated record. Lineage: Eukaryota; Viridiplantae; Streptophyta; Magnoliopsida; Brassicales; Brassicaceae.